UGCUAAAUUUGAAACAUCGGAUUUCGGAAUGGAUCUGUCAAAAUUCCAGUGAAUCUUGCAAAUAAAUUAGAAAUAAGCCAAAAAUAAAAAUACUAGAUUUAUUAGAAAUGUGAAAUUAUUAGUAUCAAGGAAAUCUACAUUCGCAAAUCAUCUGCGAAAUAAAACCGGUCUUAAGUCAACGAUGGACCCGGAAGAAGGCUGUGAGCUUCAGCAUAAGACACCGUCCGAUAUACCUAGAGUACACAAUUACAGCAACCUCAACCGUCCUCACACCAGUCCACAUGUAUCAUCAGAAAACCCGAAUCCGUCUACAUCGGGCCUCCAGACAGUCGCGCCAAACAGAGACAGCAUGAGAAAAAAUGAAGACGAAUGUAAGGAUAAAGAAAAUGAAGGCGCCAUAUCUGACUGGGUGUCGGGUGGGCCCAUUGGCUCUAAAGCUGCUGUUCUGGUCUUCCGAUCAUGUGUCCUAGCCUCUAGGACUCCUUCAAUGGAGUCUACGACGAAAACUAUAGGAAAUAAUACGGGUACAACUAUAUUGUUGAACAAAGCCAAGAAUAUGGCGAAGCGGUUAGUGGCGGAGCCUCAUUCUUUCAGCGUUAGACCAAAGACUAUUAUGCAUGAUGUGAUGGAAACUUUCGGGACCGGCAACAAGUUUUCGACCCAAGCGUACGUGGUGAGACACGUUAGUAACGAUGAAAUGGCAGAGACAGAGGUUGUUGAAGAACAGGGACAUGAGCCUGCGCAACAUAAAAGGGACAUAGAAGACGUACUCAAUGAUCUUAGCAAGAUUACUUUGAAGAAACAUCUGAAUAUUGAAAACACUACAGCGAAUAUCAAACCACCUGAGGAACCGCCACCCCCGCCUAAAGACCAGAAAGAAGAGAAGAAAGCUAAAAAGAGUAAAAGCAAGAAUAAGAAGAAGAACAACAGCAAUAAUAGACCGUCGUCGCCGAUGACCCUUGACAGUGAUGAUUCAGAACAUUUGCUGGUGAAGGAAGUCGACAGUGUCAAGUAUGUUUACCAGGUGUUGGACAGUUCUCACAUGCCCGCGCGCCUCCUCAAGGUCACAUACAAACUGGUUAACACUGAAACGAAGUUGUUACACCGGCUGCUCCAAGCACACGGCCUCCAGGAGGCCUGCCCGGACUCCAAAGACUUCAACUUGCUGUGGUCGGGACUCCACCCCAAGCCGGACGUGUUGAGGUCACUGGCGCCCUACCAAAGGGUCAACCAUUUUCCAAGAUCAUACGAGUUAACUCGAAAGGACAAACUAUUCAAGAACAUAGAGAAAAUGCAAUAUUUCCGCGGCCUAAAGCACUUUGACUUCGUUCCCACGACGUUCCUGAUGCCAGCUGAAUAUAAAGAGCUAUGCUCCACUCAUUACCGCACAAAGGGCCCGUGGAUUGUAAAGCCAGCUGCUUCGAGUCGAGGGCGCGGAAUUUAUAUCGUCAACACGCCCGAACAAAUACCCAAAGGCGAGAAUGUGGUAGUGGCAAAGUACAUAGAUAAACCUUUACUCAUUGGCGGCCACAAAUGUGAUCUUCGACUAUACGUGUGCAUGACAUCUAUAGACCCUCUCCUCAUUUACCUGUACGAGGAGGGACUCGUGAGGUUUGCCACGGUGAAAUACGACAAGACGAAUAAGAACUUAUGGAACCCGUGCAUGCACCUGUGUAACUACAGCAUCAACAAAUACCACACAGAUUAUAUCAAGUGUGACGACCCUAACGCGGGUAACAUCGGUCACAAGUGGACACUGUCAGCGUUACUCCGUCACCUUCGCAAGCAAGGCCGCAACACUACCGCGCUGAUGGCCGCCAUUGAAGAUCUCGUGGUGAAGUCCAUUCUGUCCUCAGCUCAGACAAUCACGGCCGCCGCUAGGGUAUUCGUACCAAACUUCUUCAACUGCUUCGAAUUAUUCGGCUAUGAUAUUUUAAUAGACGAGAUGUUGAAACCAUGGUUGCUGGAAAUCAAUUUGUCACCAAGUCUGGCGUGCGAGAGUCCGCUGGACGCGCGCGUGAAGUCGGCGCUCCUGGCCGACACGCUGACGCUGGUGGGGCUGCCGGCGGUGGGCACCAAGCUGGACGUGGUCAACAACUCGCUCAAGAUGAGGAUCGGCGCGUGUCGUCGCGUCCACUCAGCGGAGAACGUCUGCGUGACACGGAAGCCUACCAACGGUUCAGGAUCGUCCGGGCCACAGGCCGGGGCUCCGCCCUCGGUGGGGGCCAACGGGGCCGCACUGACCGGCGAGGAGAUGCGGCUGGUGCGCGCCGUGAGGGCCCAGUACGCGAGGAGAGGGGGCUUCGUCAGGAUCUUCCCCAGCCAGAACUCUUGGCAGAAAUACUCCCAGUAUCUGGACCCCGUGUGCGGCGUGCCCGUGUGCUCCACGUCGCUGAACAACAACGCGCCCUACAACGUGGUGCAGCACAACUACAACCUGCUCGUGCACACGCACGUGCUGCCGCACUUCCAGAACGCGCUCGUCGCCACCAGCGUCACUGACACGCCGCAACGGUUAAAACGCUACGAAGCAGUGACAGUGACAUCAACCGCGCCGGCCAUCACGCUAGAACAGCAGCCGCCGCCGGCGACGCAGCAGCACCUGGACACGAGGCGCGCCAAGGAUCUGGUCAAACACCAGCUGAUGGACGGCUUGAGGCUCACUAUGGGCGAAGGGCGACGCGCAUUCGGCCUCUUCCUCACAUACGUGCUGAAGCGGAUAUCCUCUCCCGCGAACGAGUUGGCCGUGUCUCAUGCGGCGCUAGUGCUCAAGUUCCUCAAACGCGCGUGCUCGACGCUCAGAAUGCCUUACAAUGUAAAGACUUUGCUAAAUGAACAAAUGUGCAGAAGAAACCUUAAAACGUAUAGAGGUCCAAUCUUCCAGUACACUACACACUGCUAUUACUGCUGCGCGGAUGACAGGGGUCCCCCGGUUAAGAUGUGUGACAAGGACCGCUGCGCAGUCAUCGCGAAACAGCUCAACGACUUCCUGUACAUGUACUAUAGGGAAACUGAUCUGUACACCGACAGCGAGGACAAGGAGGGAUGCGUCUCCAAUAUACACUUCGCACAGUUCCUGUAUUCUGCCAGUGAGGCGGACCUCGAAGACGUACUACUGUUGCUGCUAAGGAUCGAGAACCAGAUUACAACAUUCCUGGGAGACACCCGCAACCCGUUCUGCGUGGAUCUCCCCCCCAGCAAGUUGGCCGAGCCCCCCACAAAACACACGCUAUUGAAACAUCUGGCUUGUCUGUCGCCCGUCAACACGAGGAGAUAUCGGCCGUCAGUGUCGGACAGCCUGAGCAAGUCGGAGGAGGAGCCCUCGCUGGAGUCGGCGGAGAGCCCGGCGCCGCGGCUGCCGCCCUUCACCAACUCCGACAUCGUGCUCAAGGAGUCCCUCAAGGAGGAGAAACCCUUAAACAUGGCGCUCAAGUACGCGCGCUCCUAGCGGGGAUAGACUCUGCUACGAGUAGCUCUGGUACUGUAUGACCGGUUUAACUUAUUUGAACAUUUAAAAAUAUUGACGAUUUUCAGUAUGAAUGUCGCGGCCAAAUGUUGAAAUAGUUUUUGAAUUUUGAAGCAAAUUUUAACCGAUUGACUGCGACAUGAACAGCUCUAACAAGUAGUCGCACAAUGUCAACUGUUUUCGGUAUGCAAUGUCCCUUAGUUUCUCGUUUCUCAAUCCCAUUCUCCCUAGUCUGAAUAUUUCAUUCAAAAUCUUGUGCGAUACUUCAGAAAUUAUUAAAUUUUUUAGCCUUGAACGUCAACAUUUUUUUGUUUCAUUGUUGUUCUUAUUAAAUAGAAAAUCUAUUUUAAUUAUCUGCAAAUACAGGGUUUGAUAAAACCUAUAAUAAAAAUCGGUCAUACAGAGAAAAUAGCGUAGCUUUUACGCGCUAGAAUUUGCCUUUUGUGCCUACCGACAGUAUACUAUCAGCAUAUCUCGAGAAGUAUUAUAGUUCAAUAUUAACUGCCGAUUAAACGAAGUGCAACAACUGGUUGUGAAUUGACAUGACGUGUUACAUACCCCAUUUAUGAGUAGUCGGAUUUUAAAUUAUGUACAUCUAUCUAUAUAAAUAAAUAAUUUAUUUUUUCUUUCACACGAAUUAUUAUAAUUAUCGAGUAUUUUGAGCCAUGUAUUAUUUAUUGUUGUGUCUGUUUAUUUUUAUCCUAAAUUGCCGAUUUACGACUAAACGGGGAACGACAUGUUAUAUAUCAAAUUAAUUGUCCAAAAUUAUUGCUAUCUCUUACACCUUAUGUGGCAUACGAAAGAGAUUUCAAACAAUAUUUGACAAUGAAUUUGAUAAGUGAAACAACGUCAUUAGACAAGCCUCGACUUGUUUAGUAUAAAGCUCGGAUGAUGUAGAAUGAAAAUUAUAUUAUAGUUCAAAAAUUGCAAUUAUCAUAAGUCGCUUUGCCAAAAUUUGCUGUUUGAAUGUUGAUAUUAAUAUUUCGAUUUUAAUAGAAUUAACUAGCAAUCUCAAGCGACGUUGUAUUUUCCAAAUGAUUCAGUAUAGCACGUUAUUAGUUUUUUUUUAUUACAUUAAACUGUCGAAUUUAAUGUGACAAUAGACAAGUUUAAACAUUUUCUAUACUGGAAUUAUUUAGUCUAUCGCCUUCACAUGGCACUAAUCAGUACCGCCACAUAGUUAUAACCAAAGAUCAGAGGAUAUUUACAUUUUACUGAAACCUACUUAUGGGACCUAGCACUAUAAAUUACAAUUUAAUUAAAUCUAAGGUGCUAUGAGGGAGAAACCAGUGACACAAUAUGCUGCCUCAAUCCAACCAUCAUUUUCAAAAUAUUUGAUGACAAAAUAUUAUAAAUAAUGGCAAAGUCGAGAGAUUUCCAUUUGCUACGAAAUAAUAUCUAUAGAAAAUUAUAGUCUCGCUAAGUCCUUGUCUUGUUAAUGUCAGAUGUUAGUAAAAGAGAUGACAGAAAACACAUUUCAACUGAGAAGGGUAAGCCCUUUUUAGUGUUUUAAAGUGUUCAUUAAUGAUAAGACGGUAUUUAUCAAUCAAUACAAAUCAAUAUUGAACCGUAGCAGAUUUUACAAAAACGCUAGAGGGCGCCCCACUCGACUAGGAUAGACUGACCUAGAUUGUAUGUACUUAAUCCUAUCUGCGAUUUAUCUACUCAAAUUUUAUUGUUGAAAUAUUUUAAUUUUCAUUUUAAUAUUUUAUGAAUAUUUCGACAUGGGAUACUAAUGAAAUGAGAAGUGUAACAAACAAUAAUUAUGAUAAAAUUACGGUUUAUAGAAUAACAUUUUUUUUUAUUUGAUGUCAUCUUGUUAUAUGAAAGGUUGGCUAUGAUUUAGUAUGAUGCUUUAGAAUUUAUUUAAUUAUAAUAAUACCUAUGUACUUAAAUAUUUGAUAUUUAUGUAAAUUUGUAAUUGUGUACCAGAAAAAAAAAUACUAUUUUUUUUUUAAUAUAGGGAAACUUUCUGUGUAAGGUACACUGUCACGAAUUUCAAAUCACAUAUUCUUCUGUUAUUUAUUGUAAUAGCUUCGAUUUUAAGUUAGAACUGAUGCUAGUCGAAGGUCAAACCUGUGAGGUACUUCCGCCAAAGGUUAAAGUUAUUUAUCAAACAUAAUAUAUUUUGUUUUCCUUUGAAAUAAACUAUUGUAGGCUCACUUUAGUUGUAGAUAAAUAUAUGAUACCUGUUGUCUUGCAAUCUUAUGAACAUAGAAAUUUAAGCCUAUACCAUGAAUUUGGGUUUUGUAAGAAUAAAAUAUAACCUUGAUCGAAUACAGGCCGUCCAUCUUAAUUUAUUGAUAACUGUAACCACAAGUAUUAACUUCUUUUUGGAUAUUUUUUAAUAACAAGUACUGUAUUUAUUUUGUUUUAGAUAUUUAAUUUACAUUCACCCUAUGAACGUAUACUUUUUGAACAUGAUAAUGUUAAGCCUCCAGUUAAAUGGUAUGUCAGCCGCGUGAUAUUCAAUCUAUCUCAGUCACACACACACACACCUUACGUGCAUAAGAGACGUGUAAAUAGCCUCAUUAGCUAUAUCUAUUACAAAUUUCAUCAUAAUCGGUCCGGCGGUUUAGCUGGGAAAGCGUGGCAGACUUUCGCAUUUAUUAGUAUGGAUUGGUUACCCAUCUGUUUUUGAUUAUAUAACUACCUAUUUUUAUAGUACUGAAAAUAGUUUGUUUUUGACGGUGUAGAUUCAAACUGCUAAAAUCAAAUUCCGAAUAAAGAUCUCGCAAGUAAAUUUAAAUAUAAUAUCUUAUUGUGAUACGUGCAGCUAGGGAAAUAAACCUUUUUUUAUUAAAAAAUAUACUACAUAGCAUAGCCCAUGUUUUUUAUCGUUUUGAUGUUAGGUAGUGCCAUAAUGCAAUAAUAUCUUUGUUCAAUUUUUGUGUUUUGUUAGGACUGGUCUGCUUUUUCAACUGUGUCACUGAAAUAGUAAAUAAUAACAAUGCCUUUUUUACACAGUUGAAAUAGAAUACUCUGAUCCCUUAUUUUCAUUUCCAAGCUUGUGGACAAUGUGUGUGUCAUAAAUUCCAACAUGGGUGCGUUUCAACAAAACUAAGUAUCGAAUAUCUUAAAAUUUUAUCCUUGUAGAAACGCAGCCAACAAAAUGCAUGACGCUUCGCUUAUGAAUACGAACUGCAAUGAAUGUAGCCCUCAGCAAAUUUUUAAUCUAAAUAAAUGUUGUGGAAAUAUAUUUUGAAUAUGCUAAUAAACUCUUAAUAAUAUC
This is a messenger RNA of Plodia interpunctella (Indianmeal moth), 6698 nucleotides long. RefSeq names its product Tubulin tyrosine ligase-like 5 (gene TTLL5). Gene Ontology annotation, biological process: microtubule cytoskeleton organization; protein polyglutamylation. The record is from RefSeq and is a predicted model, not a curated record. Gene Ontology annotation, molecular function: tubulin binding; tubulin-glutamic acid ligase activity. The transcript has 18 exons. Gene Ontology annotation, cellular component: cilium. Bases 182 to 3448 code for a protein of 1088 amino acids. NCBI's taxonomy places the organism in Eukaryota, Metazoa, Arthropoda, Insecta, Lepidoptera, Pyralidae.